Messenger RNA from Miscanthus lutarioriparius, 3021 nucleotides. Lineage: Eukaryota; Viridiplantae; Streptophyta; Magnoliopsida; Poales; Poaceae. The record is from the annotation of a GenBank genome assembly.
AUGGCUAGAGUCGAGAAGUUGAUGAAAUUGUCUAGUGGGAAGAGGAGGCAUGCAGGAAGCAGAUAUGAGCAGCUCAGAUCAUCAUAUGAGAGAGGGUGCCAGAAAUGGUAUGCGAGUAGCUGCAGUUAUGUAGUUGAGAGUUUAAGGAUGAAGUUGAAAGAACUGAAAGAAUCUUCAGAGGCACUCCAAAAUCAGAAUUCUAUGCUUCAAUCUGAGAAGAUAACUCUUGUCCACCAGGUUGAGGGCAUCACUGUAACUCUGCUGAAUUUGGAAAGGCAAUACAAAGAACUAGGAAGGCGACACUCAGAUCUGCAGAAGGAGAAGGACUUGGUGCUUGAUGAAGUGAUCAAGAUACAGGAACAGAUAAGGCUUGAGAGGAAGGAGCAUGAAGAUUGUACACAGUCAAGCAACACUAGAUUCGAUGCUCUACAGAAAAAGAUUAGCCUACUAAUAGAAGAGGGUAGGAACAGAGAGGUGCAGCUUGGAGAGGAGGAGCUCAAGAUUGUCAAAGCUCAGAUAGAGAUAUUUGUCUUGCAGCAGUGUUUGAAUGACAUGGUGGAAGUAAAUUCUGAAAUUGCAGCACAACUGCAAAAGAAUAAAGAAAUAUGCAAGGUCCAGGAGGGGAAAAUGUACAGCUUAUCACAGCAUAAUCAGAAACUAACUGAAGGGAUUGAUUCAGUAGUGAGAGUAUUGCAUCUAGAUCAGAAGUAUGAAUCCUUAGACCAAAUGAAGCUAGAAAUCAUUGUGCAGCUCAUCUUAAAUGAGAUCAGCUGCCUGCUGAAUAACAUAUCCGAUGCCCAGGAUGUGAAGCAGAAUGAGCUUGUUGAGAAGUCACUUGUUGUUACACUUCUGGAGCAUUUCGGGCACGAGGUUGCUGACUUAAGGCCAGAGCGGAAUGUCUUGAGGCAAGAUCAGCAGAUAAAGAAUGAGGAACUGCUCCAGCUGCAGAGAGAAAAGGAGGAACUUAUGAAGAUAAGUGAUGAAUUCUUGGAAGAGGUGGAGGCUCGUAACCACAAAGUGGAUGAGCUAAAGGCUGAGGCGAAGUUCUUAGUUGUAAGGCUCUCGGAACUGCAAGAGUCUAGGAGGUCAUUGCAAAGCGAGAUCACCAAGCUAUUACAAUCGAACUCUUUUCUAUCAAAUGAACUAAAUGACUCCAUUGAGAAACAGAAGAUGUUUGAACAUGAUUUCAGCAAUCUUGUUACUGAAGCUGUCAGCAAAGAUAUCCUUAGUGUGAUUUUUAGAAGCCUUCACGAAGAGAGGACAUUGCAGCUGAAGUCUUUGCAUAAUAACUUUGGCUGUUUGCAAACAGCCGGCAGUGAGCUUUAUCAGGAGAUCAAGAUGAUGAACACGAGGCUUGGAGACAUAGAAAUCGAGAACAAGUACCUUGGCAAAGAACUAAGUACAACUAUGAGUGUUUAUGGUGGAUCUAUUGUGCAAACUGCAACAGGAAAAGAAAAUCCAGGGCGAAGAGAUACCAACCUUCUGAAUUCUAGCAGGAAAACCCAAGAUUGUCAUAGAUUUGUAAAAAUCUACUGCAUGGUCCAACAUAUUGUCAUUAUCUUCAAUCCAGCCAUCUGGGCCUUCCAGGCCUAUGAUCCUCUUCUUCCUAUUGCGUUAAUUAGCUACAACCUGAAAGUAGACGCUCUGUUCAAGGAAAAGGUCCUUGAGCUCAUCAUAACAUGCGAGAGUUUUGAGAUAAGUGCCAUGGUACAGAAGGAGGUUCUGAAGGAAGAAAUCAUACAAAGAAAUUCGUAUGUAGAUGAGCUAAAGGACAAACUAAAUGCUGUUGAGAUUGAGAACAGAAGACUGAAGGUCGACCUAAAUGGUGAUUUCACAAUGUUAGGGUCAUUGCAGUCUGAAGUCAGUGCCCUGGAGGAACAAACCUUGUCCCUUGCCAACGACCGCUUGCAAACAAAUAAGCUCAGUAUGGAGGAAAAUGCAUUAUCUCCUCACCUUGUGAAGAUCACAACACGAUCGGGCGGCCGCCGGUGGAGCCAGGGCGGCCGGAGGCAGAGUGGCGGUGGUGCUACCAACACUCCUGACGUGGAGCCUAUGCCUUCCGUCUUGGGCCCUGGCGCAGGUGCGUCCAGCUUUGAAGAUGAAGCUGCUGACGUGGGCGAAGCUGUUGCGUCUGACAAGGAUGAAUCUGUGUCUCUGAGGCGCGCGCGGUCUGUGAAGGCUUCUCUUCUUGAGGAGUCUGAAGCUGAGUUGGAGGACCGGGCGCGGCAUGUGGAGCCUCUGCGUGCGGAGCACACUAAAAUUGUGGAUGCCGCUCAGGGCAUUCUGAGUUUGGGUGCGAACAUUGCUGAAAACCCUUCUGGCAUGGGUCAGUUGGUUCUUGAGGCCACUGUUGAUGAUCGUCCCUCUGCGGCCGAUCAUGGCCUUUCUUUUGUUGGUUUGGGUGAUUUGGCUGAUGCACUGGGGCGUCGUGAGCACGGUAGGUCUUCGGUGCCUCUGCAGGCCGGCGGUGAAGAUCGCACUCGUCAUUACUCCAAGGGUGUUGAUUUCUACCAGCUGCUGCAGCUUAACCUUGAGCAACAAUGUGUGAGUCAUCAUAUGGCGGAGGCACUGAAGGAGUGGGCAUCUUUAGAGGUUAUCAAGCGCGACGAGGCAAUUAAAGGUCUCCAAAAGAAGUUAGAUAGUUUGGAGGGUUUCAACGAGAUGAAAGCUAAGGCUGACUCUUUGGAGAAGGACUUGGUUGGGUUGGAGGCUGCUAAAGAGCUAGCCUUGGAGAGGGCUCAGAAAGCCAACGAUAUUGCUGAAGGCCUCCGCAAGGAGGUGGAGGUGGAUGCGGAGAAGACAUCAAGCGCGGCACUGCUCGUGGAGGAUUUGAAGGAUGCGGAGAGUGCCUGCGUGACACAAGAUGUCGGCCCUCGGAAGUCUGGGAAGGGAGCUACCGAGGAGGCCAAGAAUUCUAUGGAGAGUACUGUAGAGGUGCAGAAGCCGAAGGAUCCUACCGUAGAUACCUCGAAGCUAGAGGAACCUGCACCUGCUCGGGCCCCUCCAGAGGUUAACCCCUAG